AUGGAAAACCAGAGAAAGCGAAAGUUGGAGACUAUUGUCGCGUCGGAACGCCAAAAGCGAGCCAAGCUACUCGAGAGAAUACCCGUGAGGCGCGACCUUCUGGAACGUCAUUACAGCAGGGUCACCUCGUUGAGAGAAUAUGUCCUCUCCCAGUUACCUCAUGGAUCUCGACUCCGACGGAAGAAAGUGGCAUUCAUCGGCGAAGCAAACAAUGCCAGAGAGAUUGAGAAGACUUUAUCACGACUCCUAGACACGUCACUUGUUUGUUUUGCCCAUCAAAAAGCCGACAACGAUGACACGAGAUGGGAGCAAUGGCUAGCAUUCUCACAGAGAGAGGACGAGUCUUAUGUCAGUCUUUCCGAUGGGAUUUCUGGAUCAAUAUUCUCCCAAAAUGAGAUCGUAGAUUUUGUUGUAUGGCGUCUCUUCUCUAGAGAGGUUCAAGUCGGACGACGACCCAAGCACUUGUUGUGUGACGGGUUUAGGAAAUCAGCCGGACCAGGCGACCAAGGAACUACAACUAUUCCUGGACUCUUUAACCUCUUUCCGAACUCUAACGUUGAGGCGCUGAGGGAAAACCCUUGGCCACAAUUAUUGGCCCUUCUUGGCAGAGCUGGAGAGAAAAUCAUGAUCAAUCUCCUUGUUGACGCCUCUAUAUAUUUAGAGGUUGAAGCAGGUUUCAACAAUUAUUAUCAACUGACAGGUGUGCCACUUGCAGAGCUUGACCUUCAUGGAGGCAGUCUGUCAAUGGCUGAAGGAUCUAAAAGCGAAGCACGCAAACCUAUAGACAUAACUCUAGUGAGAAGCAGAAUGUUCUAUGCUAAGCCAUCCCUCACGGCACAAGGACACGUUCAGCCCGGCUAUAAGCACAUUCACGUGCUGAAUCGGUACAAGAACGCUCCCAUGUCCAACGACCUAGAGAUCCAGCGCCAAGGUACAAUCAAGGUGAUGAUGUACAUAUUUCCUCGGCAAUUCAGACUUCACAACGUCUUUACUUCUCAGGUCGACCCCACGAUAACCUCGCAGAAGUUUCAAGACUAUACGUUGAGAGAAGAAGAGAUUGCUCCCUAUUUUCAAACAAAAGCAGGAGACACCGGGUCGCAAACGCCAAAAAUACCCAAGAGGCUUCGUGGAUAUACUGAAGAACUUGUGAAACGCUUGCAAGUUCUCCACGGCCGGUGUUCAUAUAUAGAGCUCUUGAAGCACCACUGCCCCUGCACUUUUGACAGGCCAUCGCGAACUAGGAAGCCGAGGACCAAGAAGAGUCUCAUAUCGCCUCGAAAGUUUCUUUCAUCACAACGCCCGACGACGGGUUCAUACUACAAGUGUGCUUCAUCUCAGAAGCAAUCCGAGCCAGGGCUCUUGAACACGCAAGCACCAGCACUUCCAUAUCAUAAAUCCCUGGUAGAGCUAGCCACCCCGUCAUCUCAGGUCUCAUCGUUUUGUCAAGCCGUCUUGUCCAAGAUUAUCCCCGGAGAUUUCUGGGGGGAUGAUGCCGUACAGAAACGCAACAAGUUCACUAUCAUGCGAAGCGUCGAUCGUUUCAUCAGGCUCAGGCGCUUUGAAACCAUGUCGCUACAUGAAAUAAUACAAAAUAUGAAGAUGGCAAAAAUCUCUUGGCUUCACUCACCAGUUCUGAGCGACCAAAGACCAAGCAAAACUGAUACUGCAAAGCGCCUGGAAAUUUUUAAUGAAUUCAUUUAUUUCGUUUUUGAUUCUCUCUUGAUCCCUCUGAUCCGAAACACCUUUUAUGUUACUGAGUCUAACACUCAUCGAUAUCAAGUUUUCUACUUUCGCCAUGAAGUUUGGAGACAUAUAGCAGAGCCAGCUAUGAUGGAACUUAGAGCAGACAUGUUUGAAGAGGUCAAGUUGGAUGAUGCGCUGCAGGUAUUACGUUCCCGAAAGCUGGGCUUUAGCCAAGUUCGACUCCUUCCAAAAGGUAACAAACUUCGCCCCAUCAUGAAUCUCCGGCGCAGGGUUAUGACCAGGGCAUCUUCAAGCAAGCUUGGGCGUAGUAUAAACACUAUCUUGGGUCCCGUGCAUUCGUUGCUGAAGCUAGAGAAGAGGAUCAACCCGUCCAAGUUGGGUUCAACCAUGUUCUCCGUCAGCGAUAUUUAUUCCCGGCUGAAACUAUUCAAGCAAUCUCUGGGCCCUGAAUAUGGUAAAUUGUACUUUGUCAAGGCUGAUGUCAAGGCUGCUUUCGAUACCAUCCCACAAGAGGCAGUUGUCAAUCUGAUGAAGUCCGUGCCAAGUCAGUCGAAAUAUACCAUCAUGAAACACGCAGAAGUGAAGCCUGGGGAACGAGCAGUGGUAGCUGACGACAAGUCCUCGUCCAAAGCUAUCCGACGAUGGCAUGCAACAGCCUUGAGCGAGAAGGAAAACCCAGAUUUCAUCAUACGGCUUGAGCAAAACCUGGCUCAAAACAAGAAAAAUACUGUCUUUGUGGGCAGCGCUUUACGCAAUACUCAUAACAUUGGAGAACUGAUGCAUCUUCUCAGGCAACAUGUCGAGCAUAAUCUCGUCAAGAUUGGAAAGAAAUAUUACAGACAGAAAAUCGGAAUCCCUCAAGGCUCUGUGUUAUCUUCAUUCUUAUGCAAUUAUUUCUAUGCUGACCUUGAAGUUAAACAUCUGAACUUCCUUCGUUCGCCAGACUGCCUACUGUUACGCCUCAUUGACGAUUUUCUUCUAAUCACCCAAGACCAGGAAAAGGCGAUCAAGUUUGUCAACGCUAUGCACGUGGGGUUUCCUGAGUAUGGCGUUGCGGUCAACCCGACCAAGACCAUGGUCAACUUUGACAUGCUAUUUGAUGGUGAGCCCGUGCAGAAGUCUAACCAUGAGAAAGGAUUCCCCUACUGCGGAACCACUAUAAACUGCAAGACACUGGAUAUCACCAAGGAUAGAGACAGAGAUGUAAAUAUUGAUGUAUCUGCUUCUCUCACGGUCGACUUCGGCCGCACACCUGGCCAAAAUUUUCAGCGAAAGGUUCUAAACGCUUUCAAGAUUCAAUCUCAUCUGAUGUUUUAUGACACAUCCCAUAAUGCAAACCGAACCGUUCUUAACUCGCUUCGAAGUACUUUUGUUGAGACUGCGAGUAAAAUGUACGCUUACUUGCGUUGCCUCGGAAAGACACAGCAACCGAGUAGUGAAAUGAUACUCCGAACAAUCGCUAAAGUGAUCGACGUUGCCUUUCUGCUCUUGACUAGCAGAUCUAGGGUGAUGAGAUAUCCCCAGUACAUCUGUGACGUGCGAAAAUCGCAAGUUGCUCUAAAUGCGUGCCUUGCUUUUGAGAAGGUAUUGGCAGCAAAACAGACCAACUAUCAGCCUGUUGUGAAGUGGCUUCGUAAUGAAGCUGAUAGGCUUGCUUCGGGCCAGAAAUACGAGCUCCUGCGGGUUUCAUGA
Messenger RNA from Fusarium proliferatum ET1, 3396 nucleotides. RefSeq lists its product as uncharacterized. The record is from RefSeq and is a predicted model, not a curated record. Gene Ontology annotation, biological process: telomere maintenance via telomerase. Gene Ontology annotation, cellular component: telomerase catalytic core complex. The coding region runs from base 1 to 3396 and encodes 1131 amino acids. Gene Ontology annotation, molecular function: telomerase RNA binding; telomeric repeat DNA binding. The transcript has 10 exons. NCBI's taxonomy places the organism in Eukaryota, Fungi, Ascomycota, Sordariomycetes, Hypocreales, Nectriaceae.